AUGCUCGGCUCCCUCUCCAACAUGCAACCCCGCCAACUAGCGACCCAAGUCCUAAACUUUGCCCUCGUCCUCAGCACAGCAUUCAUGCUCUGGAAGGGCCUCUCGGUCGCAACGGACUCGUCCUCUCCCAUCGUCGUUGUACUCUCCGGAUCCAUGGAACCCGCUUUCCAACGCGGAGACCUGCUGUUCUUGUGGAACAGAGGGCUGGAUACCAAAGUGGGAGAGGUCGUGGUGUAUAAUGUGAGGGGCAAGGAUAUCCCCAUCGUGCAUAGGGUUGUCAGGAGGUUUGGUGGUGGUGUUNNGGGUAAGUUCUUUUUCCCUCUUCCUUCUCUACCUUUGGGUAUGGUGGAGCAGAUGCUAAUCAAGAUGUGUGAAAACAGACUCAACGCACCUCCCCUCCAACUCCUCACAAAGGGCGACAACAACGCAGCCGAUGACACCGAACUCUACGCCAGAGGCCAGGACUUUUUGACCCGCAAGACAGACGUUAUCGGCAGUGUGGUUGGCUACGUUCCUUUCGUGGGCUACGUUACCAUUCUCCUGGCCGAGUACCCUUGGCUCAAGACUGUGAUGCUGGCCUUUAUGGGCUUGACGGUCGUCUUCCAGAGGGAAUGA
Aureobasidium uvarum is the source of this 615-nucleotide messenger RNA. The record is from the annotation of a GenBank genome assembly. NCBI's taxonomy places the organism in Eukaryota, Fungi, Ascomycota, Dothideomycetes, Dothideales, Saccotheciaceae.